Molecule: messenger RNA, 1986 nt
Organism: Musa acuminata AAA Group (dessert banana)
Lineage: Eukaryota; Viridiplantae; Streptophyta; Magnoliopsida; Zingiberales; Musaceae
Exons: 2
Coding region: 1-1986 (661 amino acids)
Molecular function (GO): RNA-DNA hybrid ribonuclease activity; nucleic acid binding
Source: RefSeq, a predicted model, not a curated record
AUGGACGCCUUCUCCGGGUACAACCAGAUCAGGAUGGCACCCGAAGAUCAAGAACAUACAGCCUUCCUCACCGAGCAAGGGAUAUAUUUUUACAAAGUUAUGCCGUUCGGGUUGAAAAACGCCGGGGCAACCUACCAGAGGACGGUGAACAGGAUGUUCGCCCACCAGAUCGGACGAAACAUGGAGGUGUACGUCGACGACAUGAUCGUAAAGAGCCGAACGACGGAGGCUCAUCCUUCCGACCUGGCAGAAACAUUCGACACUCUGCGGAGGUUCGGCCUGCGCCUCAACCCCGCCAAAUGCGCCUUCGGCGUGACCUCGGGAAAAUUCCUCGAAUUCAUCAUACACGAGAGAGGGAUCGACGCCAACCCGGAAAAGAUACAGGCCAUCAUUGACAUGCAGCCUCCUCGGACGAUCAGAGACCUACAGCGCCUUAACGGGAGGCUAGUCGCUUUAUCGCGUUUCCUCUCCCGAUCGGGAGAUCGCUGCCACUCUUUCUUCCAGGCCCUGAAGGAUCCGAAGAACUUCCGAUGGACGGCGGAAUGCGAGAGGGCCUUCGAGCAGAUGAAGCUACACCUGGCCAGCCUCCCUCGACUCGCUUCGGUCUCCCCGGGGGAGAAGUUGAGCCUCUACCUUGCCGUCUCCCGGCACGCAGUCAGUUCGGUUCUAGUCAAAGAAAUCUCCGGCGAUCAACUGCCGGUCUACUCCGUCAGCCACAUGCUGAGCGGGCCAGAAGAACGCUACCCGCCGAUCGAAAAGCUGGCGCUGGCGCUCGUCCUGUCGGCACGGAAGCUCCGCCCUUACUUCCAGGCCCACCCGAUAGAGGUAAUAACUGAUCAGCCGCUUCGGCUUGUUCUGUCCAAAUUCGACGUUGCAGGGCGUCUCCUCAAAUGGGCAGUGGAGCUCGGCGAGCAUGACAUACAGUACGUACCUCGGACCGCCAUCAAAGCCCAGUCCGUGGCAGACUUCAUUGCGGAGCUGACCCCGAAUACAGGCGAAGAACUCGAGCCACCGCGUGACACGUGGACCCUCCACGUAGAUGGCUCGGCCAACGCAAAAGGCGCCGGCGCGGGGCUGGUACUGGUAACACCUGACGGCCGCUCGAUUGAGCGCUCCUUCCACUUCGGGUUCAGGGCCACCAACAACGAGGCAGAAUACGAGGCUCUCCUGGCGGGGCUCCAGUUGGCAUUAGAAAUGCGGGUGACCGACAUACGCGUCAUCACCGACUCACAGCUGGUGGCUAGGCAGCUCGACGGCGAAUACGAGGCCCGAGACCCGACUAUGGCGAAAUACCUAGCACAGGUAAGAAGCCUUGCCGCCAGGUUCGCCCAUUUUGAAUUGUCGAAUGUUCCCAGGAGCGAGAACCAGCGAGCCGACACCGUGGCUAAACUGGCGUCCGGCCCGGCUCCCUGGGCUCGGCCCGAGACCGAAGAACUCCCCCGCCGAGCCAUAGAGGUCGUCGCCACCGUCGCUCACGGCGCGCCGGCCACUUGGGUACAGGAGAUGUUACGCUUCAAGCAGGACGGGACCCUACCCGACAAUACAACUACAGCUCGGCGCUUGCGUCGGACGCAGGCGUGGUACACCGAGGAAGGAGGACGGCUGUACAAGCGGUCCUUCUCGCGCCCCUUGUUGCGCUGCCUGGAGCCGAGCGAAGCCUGGACGGUUCUGUCCGACAUGCACGAAGGGGCCUGUGGGGAACACAUAGGCGAACGAGCCCUGGCGCACAAGGUACUCCGACAGGGGUACUACUGGCCGACCAUGCGCCAGGACGCAAAAGCUCUCGUGCGGCGGUGCAGCUCAUGCCAGGAGCACGCCCGCACCGCCCGACGGCCGGCGGUCCUAUGGGUCGAAGCCGAGCCCCUAGCAACCAUCACGGAGUCGCAAGUGGAAAGGUUCGUGUGGAGAAACCUCAUAACUCGUUUCGGCCUGCCCCAGUCCAUCGUCACCGACAAUGGACCUCAGUUCGCCGGCAGGAAAUUCUAG